AUGCACAUUGUGCAUUACUCCGUGGGAGAACCGCAGAAGGUGAACGGAACGCUUUCGACUCUCCGUGAACUGCUAAUAGUCGGGCUUGACGGUUCCAAAAAGCUGCGUAACUUUGCAACGGAGAUCUCUCAGUGGAGCGUUGACAAAGACAUCUACGACGGCAACGACCACAAGUUUUCACUGUAUCGAUACCAAUUUUGUUAUGGAAGUGGUCAAUGGUCAUUAGAGGGCGUGAAGCGCUCGAGAACACCGGCAUCUGUUAUUCUUCCCGCGAUGAGAAUGAAUAACAUUCUCGAAGACGUCAAGCACUUUCUUAAAGUGGAGACGCGUAAAUGGUAUGUCGAGCACGGUAUGCCACAUCGGCGUUCGUUUCUUUUUUUCGGACCACCCGGGACAGGCAAGACAUCGACGAUCCGUGUGAUCGCGUCUCAAUUCCAGCUCAACUGCUGUUUUCUGAGCAUGACGAAUCCAGGAUUCAGCAACCAGGACCUCGCCCAGGCACUCACAGUGAUCCCCGCGAACGCGCUUCUCGUACUUGAGGACGUGGAUGCACUAUUCAACAAGGACCGAACCAGCGCCGAGGCACCGAACCUCUCCUUUUCGAGCUUUCUGAACGCGUUGGACGGGUUGAUCAGUGCGGAUGGGGUCAUCACGGUGAUGACGACGAAUCACAUUGCCAAACUGGACAGCGCGUUGAUUCGGGGCGGACGUGUGGAUCGACGAUUUCACUUUCCUAGUCCUGACGAGGAGCAGAUCAAACAGCUAUUCAUGUCCUUCUACCCAGAGGCGGGGCAGGAAGUGGCACAGGAAUUCGUGAGGGCAGUGUUUUCCAGGCUCGGGGACAAGGAGGCACGGUCGAUCGCGACGUUGCAGCAGCUGUUCAUCGAUCAGCGGGAGAAUUCGGCGGAAGAAUGCGCGCGGUCAGUGGCCUCGUUCUUUGAAAGGUUUUAUCCCAAGGGGGAUACUUCCUUAAGGGGAGCAGACCAUAUCUAUGGGUAG
Chondrus crispus (carragheen) is the source of this 999-nucleotide messenger RNA. RefSeq lists its product as hypothetical. Bases 1 to 999 code for a protein of 332 amino acids. NCBI's taxonomy places the organism in Eukaryota, Rhodophyta, Florideophyceae, Gigartinales, Gigartinaceae. The record is from RefSeq and is a predicted model, not a curated record. Gene Ontology annotation, molecular function: ATP hydrolysis activity; ATP binding. The transcript has a single exon.